Adineta ricciae is the source of this 447-nucleotide messenger RNA. The record is from the annotation of a GenBank genome assembly. NCBI's taxonomy places the organism in Eukaryota, Metazoa, Rotifera, Eurotatoria, Adinetida, Adinetidae.
AUGUUACGCGUCGUGAUCUCUGCUCUUAUACUAUCGAUGGUUUUCAUUGUGGUUGCAUUGCCUCCCGAGAACCAUCUGGAACUGAUCAUGAUUAACAACUCUACUGUCACUCUGACAUACGAGAACACUCAAACUUCACCUUCUACCACAGUCAGCAUCAGUACUGAUGUAAUCAGACCUCGAUCAAACAUGACUAUCAUUGCCUAUUUCGAUCCUACUCAACACGGAGAUGUUUUUGUCGUCAUCCAUUUCAAAUGUGAUACACAACAAGUGGCUCUUAUAAUCGAUGAUAGAGUACAAGUACAUAUGGGUCAAUCUAUCUUUCAAAUAGCUCCCAACGAACUGAUUGUAUCAAGUAUACUUUCCAAGGAAAGAGCAAAGGUGUCUCCAUGGUAUUUGUCGUAUGCUAAGGUGACACUCGUGAUCAAUCCGCACGCAUUCCACUGA